AUAUAUUAUUUUCCAUUACUAUAUAUGUUUAUUUAAACAUACUACUCCAUAUAUGUUUAUUUAAAGUUUAAAACAUAUACGGCUCUAUGGAUCGCUCCAACGGCGUUACGAGAAGAGACACGUACCCGUCUGAGCUCGAAAAUGGCGCAGCAAUGGCGGACGUUGGCGCCAAGAGAAGUGAUGUUGAGAGAGAAGGGGAGGAAGAGGAGGAUGUGUCUGUGGAGAAGAUUUUUGAGAGCAAAGAGGUGCCUUCAUGGCAGAAUCAGCUAACACUGAGGGCUUUCAUCGUGAGCUUCGUCCUGAGCAUUCUCUUCGCUUUCAUCGUCAUGAAGCUCAACCUAACCACUGGGAUUAUACCUUCCCUCAGUGUCUCCGCCGGCCUAUUGGGCUUCUUCUUCCUCAAGACUUGGACGAAAUUGCUCCAGAAAUCUGGGCUUCUCAAACAGCCCUUUACCAGGCAAGAAAAUACUGUGAUUCAGACUUGUGUUGUUGCAUCUUCCGGCAUAGCCUUUAGCGGAGGUUUUGGCACCUAUCUGUUUGGAAUGAGUAGUGUUGCUGCUAAACAAUCAACAGAAGCAAACAAUUCUCAGAACAUUAAAGAACCAGGGCUGGCAUGGAUGAUUGGGUUUCUCUUUGUUGUCAGCUUUCUUGGACUCUUUUCAGUGAUUCCCCUUCGGAAGAUAAUGAUCAUAGACUUCAAACUCAUUUAUCCAAGUGGCACUGCAACUGCUCACUUAAUCAACAGUUUUCAUACCCCAAAGGGAGCUAAGCUGGCAAAGAAACAAGUUAGGGCUCUCGGGAAAUUCUUCACCUUCAGUUUCCUCUGGGGUUUCUUCCAGUGGUUUUUUACUGCAGGGGGUGACUGUGGAUUUGUAAAUUUCCCCACAUUUGGGCUCAAAGCCUAUGAACACAGGUUUUACUUUGAUUUCUCGGCGACUUAUGUGGGUGUUGGGAUGAUUUGUCCAUAUCUGAUCAACAUAUCUUUGUUACUUGGUGCAAUCCUUUCAUGGGGGAUAAUGUGGCCACUCAUACAGGACAGGAAGGGACACUGGUAUCCUGCAAAUCUUGGGGAAAGCAGCCUUCAUGGCUUGCAAGGUUACAAGGUUUUCAUAGCAAUUGCCAUGAUUCUUGGUGAUGGUCUCUACAACUUCUGCAAAGUCUUUGGGUACACAUUAUAUGGAUUGUAUCACCAAUUCAAAAACAAAUCGGUCCUCCCGGUUGCUGGGCGAUCGCCAAGUGAACCUUCAUUGUCGAUUGAUGACAAGCGAAGAACCGAGCUUUUCUUCAAGGACCAAAUCCCGACGUGGUUUGCAGUUGCUGGCUAUGUAGUGAUUGCCAUAAUCUCCACAAUAUCACUCCCCCACAUCUUCCACCAACUUAAAUGGUACUACAUUGUGGUGAUCUACAUUUUUGCACCAAUACUAGCCUUCUGCAACUCUUAUGGUUGUGGCCUCACUGACUGGUCAUUGCCAUCUACUUAUGGAAAGCUCGCAAUCUUCACAAUCGGGGCGUGGGCAGGGGCUUCUAAUGGCGGGGUUCUUGCGGGUUUGGCAGCUUGUGGUGUCAUGAUGAACAUUGUCUCCACUGCCUCAGACCUCACGCAGGACUUCAAGACGGGUUACUUGACCCUGGCUUCCCCUCGGUCCAUGUUCGUUAGCCAGGUCAUUGGAACAGCAAUGGGUUGCGUGAUCUCCCCUUGCGUGUUUUGGCUCUUCUACAAGGCCUUCCACGACUUAGGCCAACCCGGUUCACAGUACCCCGCCCCCUAUGGUCUUGUCUACCGGAACAUAUCCAUCUUGGGGGUGGAUGGGUUCUCAGCCCUGCCAAAGAACUGCCUCACUCUCUGCUACAUCUUCUUCGCUGGAGCCAUUGUCAUCUGUGGCGUUAGGGACGCUGUGGGGAAGAAGAGGGCGCGGUUUAUUCCCAUCCCGAUGGCAAUGGCGAUACCGUUCUAUCUGGGCAGCUACUUCGCCAUCGAUAUGUGCUUAGGGAGUCUGAUUCUGUUUGUGUGGAGGAAGAUGAACAAGAGAAAAGCCGAUGCUUUUGCACCAGCAGUGGCUUCUGGGCUAAUCUGUGGUGAUGGAAUCUGGACAUUACCUCAAUCAAUUCUGGCUCUGGCUGGGGUGAAUCCACCAAUUUGCAUGAAGUUUCUGUCAAGAAAAGACAAUGCAAGGGUUGAUACAUUCUUAGGUUCUUGAAUCAAUCUUGAUCCAUAUCUCACUGUCAAACUCAAAACCAGGGUUUAAUCUUUUUGAAAGGGAUAAUGUUCCUUUCAAAUUGUUACAUACUUACAGUCAGUGUUGCGAAAAUCGCAUAGGCGCUAGGCGGUCAGCCUCCUAGGAGUCCUAAGCGGUCCCCAGGCGCCUAGCGAUUUUUCAACAUUGCUUACAGUAUAUAUAUGUAUUGUGAUGUUUCUACAGUCCAAGUGCUAAGAUGUAGCAGGAAUGUCAAGAUUCAUAUACAAGUGUACCAAGAGUUUGAAUGUAAUAUUCAGUGUGUUUGCAAUAGUAAAAUACCCAAUGUUUGAUGUUCC
This is a messenger RNA of Ipomoea nil (Japanese morning glory), 2533 nucleotides long. Its product is annotated as probable metal-nicotianamine transporter YSL7. Lineage: Eukaryota; Viridiplantae; Streptophyta; Magnoliopsida; Solanales; Convolvulaceae. Bases 87 to 2198 code for a protein of 703 amino acids. The record is from RefSeq and is a predicted model, not a curated record. The transcript is spliced from 6 exons. Gene Ontology annotation, molecular function: oligopeptide transmembrane transporter activity. Gene Ontology annotation, cellular component: membrane.